Molecule: messenger RNA, 231 nt
Organism: Adineta steineri
Lineage: Eukaryota; Metazoa; Rotifera; Eurotatoria; Adinetida; Adinetidae
Source: the annotation of a GenBank genome assembly
AUGAAAGCGACUACAUCUGCUCAAAUCAUGGCUGCUUGCUCACGUGGACUACGAUUGUUUUGGUCAGAUAUUGCUGAUAUUAUUAAUGUAUUAAAAGUCGAUAUCCAUCAUCAAGAAUCAUUUAUGACUGAAGUAGCAUCAUCAAACUUUAUUUCAUCAAAAAUUGACAUCAUAACAUCGAUUGCAAUAUCAUCGAAACUUGCAUACCAGCUUACAAGACUAUCACGUUGA